Messenger RNA from Prunus mume (Japanese apricot), 1086 nucleotides. RefSeq names its product EAP30/Vps36 family protein (gene VPS22). The record is from RefSeq and is a predicted model, not a curated record. Gene Ontology annotation, biological process: protein transport to vacuole involved in ubiquitin-dependent protein catabolic process via the multivesicular body sorting pathway. Gene Ontology annotation, cellular component: ESCRT II complex. NCBI's taxonomy places the organism in Eukaryota, Viridiplantae, Streptophyta, Magnoliopsida, Rosales, Rosaceae.
UUAUUAGUUGCCUUUCCGUACUUUCCCUUUCCUCAACUCGUCCAUUGAAGUGGGUCGCAGAAGAAGAACAAGAAUGAGGAGGCGACCUGGAAUUGGCGGCUUGCAGACAGCCGCUGCUGCUAGGGACCAAUAUCGGUUGUUAGGCGAGAAUGUCGCCAAGAUCAGAACCGAUCUCAUGAAGGAACAGCUUACCACUUUUCGAACCCAGUUGGAAGAUUUCGCUCGAAAACACAAGAAUGAUAUUCGUAAGAACCCUGCUUUCAGAUCACAAUUUCAUAACAUGUGCACUAAGGUUGGAGUAGAUCCCUUGGCCUCCAAUAAGGGUUUCUGGGCAGAGCUCUUGGGGAUUGGUGACUUCUAUUAUGAACUUGGGGUGCAAAUUGUUGACAUUUGCUUGGCAACAAGACCCCACAAUGGAGGUUUGAUUAACCUGCAAGAACUCUGCAAUCUGCUUCGUCAGAGGCGAAGGAGUGACCGUGAAGCUGUGUCUGAGGAUGAUUGCCUGCGUGCUAUAAGUAAACUGAAGGUAUUGGGCAAUGGUUUUGAGGUGAUUUCUGUUGGAAAGCGAAAGCUUGUUCGUUCUGUUCCAACUGAGUUGAACAAAGACCAUAAUGAAAUUUUAGAGCUAGCCCAGGCUCAAGGAUUUGUGACUGUUGAUGAGGUAGAGAGACGGCUAUCUUGGACCACUGGUCGUGCAAUUGAUGCCUUCGACACUUUACUAGAUGAGGGUCUUGCAAUGAUUGAUGAUGGCCACAAAGAUGGUAUUCGCCGAUAUUGGUUCCCUUGUGUAUCUUCCAUCUCGACUCCAGGAGGAGCUGACAACUAACAAACAUGAGGCUUCUCAAUAAUAAUGGAGUUCAAAAAGGGUUCUGUGUGCAUACUGAAUGAUGGCUGAUUUAUCGGUGAUUUCCUUUUGUAAUUCUGUCAAACAGACUGCUGAUGGACAAUGUAUUUCAUCUUAUAAAGGAGUCAUUUGCAGGGAAUAACUCAUGGUACUUUCUGUGAAACAAAUAGUUUUAUUGAUGAAGUAUAUUGGAGGAAAACAUGAUGCUCUGCAAUGAAGCUGAACACAACUUUUUUGUUUUA